Aspergillus melleus is the source of this 846-nucleotide messenger RNA. It is a transcript of the gene GPI11, whose product is annotated as PIG-F family protein. NCBI's taxonomy places the organism in Eukaryota, Fungi, Ascomycota, Eurotiomycetes, Eurotiales, Aspergillaceae. Gene Ontology annotation, cellular component: endoplasmic reticulum membrane. The transcript is spliced from 3 exons. The record is from RefSeq and is a predicted model, not a curated record. The coding region runs from base 1 to 846 and encodes 281 amino acids. Gene Ontology annotation, biological process: GPI anchor biosynthetic process.
AUGACUUCAAGCCCAACGUCGCCAUCCACCUAUGUCCCUCCCGCCUCGCCCGCCAUCCCCGUCCUGCCAACCCCUCUGGCCCAAUCUUACGUCUUCAUCCAUCCAUGUCUUCUCCUCGGCAUCCUGGCGCUGCGGUUCCAGUCCUUGACGACGGACCCGGUCGCCGAGCUGCUGAAUGACCUCCCGCUGCUGGCCCUGCUACAGGUGAUCUUCGUCAUGGUCUGUCUCCCUCCCGCGGGGUCCGUUCUGUCGUAUAAGUCGGAGAGCGCGGAAGACGACAAGAAGGAUAAAGUCCCGGCUUCUCCGUCCGGGGGAGCUGCUGGUAGCGUGGUCUUGAAGCCGGGGAAGGUGGGAUAUCGGAGACGAGGCCCGAAGAAUGAUUCUUCGUCUGGGAGCUUUGUUGCGAAGUUGAUUCCUGCCCUCCUCUCCCUCACCCUCACCUUCCUACUCGCAACGCCCGUCUUCGCCGCCCUGCUCGUCCUCUUCGGCGCUCCGAUCACAACCCACCAUUGGCAGACCCUGCUCUGCGCCGCGCACAUGGCCCUUUUGACCUCCACCGGCCUGAUCUACGUCCAUGGCGUCGACGGCGCCGUGUGGAAGGAGGUCUGGGGCGCCGCGAGACCCCUGGAUGCUGUGUGGGGUGGUGCUUUGGGAACGGGCCUGGGAGCUUGGUUGGGUGCUGUGCCGAUUCCGUUGGAUUGGGACCGCCCGUGGCAGGCAUAUCCGAUUACGAUCCUGGUGGGUGCGUAUAUCGGGUAUGCUCUUGGCGUGGGACUCGGACGGACGGUGCUGUUCGGGAAGAGAAUUGAUUUCGAAGAGGAGGGGGAUGCGAAGAAGGUCGAUUGA